AGGCUGCUGAUAUUGGUUGAGUGCUUUCUUGUCUUGUACAGAAAGUCAUUAGUUUCUCAGAAAAUGGAAAUGGAAUAUUGAUGAACUGCUUUACAUUGGUCCUUACAGUUUCGUUAUGUUUCUGAAUUGUACUGUAAAUGAUAUAUGAUGAGUUUAUAGAGGUUUAUGGUACUAUUUGUCCUCUUCAGUCUUUAGUACUGCACUAGAACAGAGUGGGAAAAGUGAGAUUUUAAUGUUUUCAGGCAGCCAACCAGUCAUUUAAAAACUGCCUGUAAAAUUAACAAAAAACUAACUUAAUAUUGCAUAUUAAACCUGUGAAAAUUUAAUUUUGAUCCCCACAGUGUCAUAUACUCACGUAGGCCUUUAUCUGUUGACACAUACAAAACAUAUUUCCGCAUGAAAAUUCUUUAUAAAAUGGUAAAUUUCUUCUGUACAGUUUUUUGUGAAUGUGAGAAGUGACAGUUAGUUUGCUGGAGCCUGAGUCAGGAACUCAUUAUUUUUUUGAUUCUGCCGUAUCACAUCCGUCUUUUAGAGGAAGCACAACAUAUCAGAUUUAUGUAGUGAAAAUCAUCAGCAGGACCUGUGCAGAAAAGUGUAGCCUAUAUCUCUGUGUGGAAUUUAUUACUGUAUGUGGAUAAAUGUUUGUGUUGAGUGUGUCAAUUAUGUGUUACAGUAGAUUAUCUCUAUUUAUGCACAGUUUUUUUUUAAUGUAGCUUUUUCAGUUUUUCCACUUUUUAAAUAACAUGUAGCCCCAUUUUAAAACUGUCUUUUUUUUGAUGAGAUCACAAAAAACUCAAAUAGGGAACAAAAUGCAAACCUCCACCUCUGCUGAUGUCAUAUUUAAUUUACUAAAUUUAUGAAUUUCCCAGUUCUGAUGCUGUUCAACAACAAUAACAGCGUCGUUCUUCAAGCAUCAGUAGUAGUAGUGUUUUAUUCCUUCCAUCAGUGUACUAUUGUUUGAGCCAAUCAGUUCUUCAAAUGUUAGCUCUAAGUUUAGACAUUAGCAAAGAGGUGGGGCUGUCUUGUCACACUUUCCACCCUGGCUGUAGCAUACAGUCCAUCACAAAGUAGUAGGCUGGUGUCUCAUGUCUCUUUAAAUGCGGGCUGCGUAGAUCCUUCAUGAAUGAAACCAUGUGAUCCAAACAUCAUUUGACGUCUGGCGCCUCCGACCACAGACUAAAACAAGCGAGGAAGGAGUGGAUAUAUGUAGAGACCUGCGAGAAGGCGUGAGCGGAAAAAAAACAUUUCUCCAACUGUCUCUCUCCGCACCGGGUCGACCAACCAUCGGCGAACCUCAACCGUCGACGGUGCGGUGGGCGAAAAGGCGUCUGUUUGACUUCUGGUCUGUUCAGAAGAGCAAGGCUCUUGUGGCAUGACGACGACUAACAAAGGAAACAAAGCCUUGAAGGUGAAGCGAGAGCCGGGGGAGAAUGGCACCAGCCUGACAGACGACGAGCUGGUGACCAUGUCAGUGCGGGAGCUGAACCAGCACCUCCGAGGGCUCACCAAAGAGGAGAUCCUGCAACUGAAACAGCGGCGGCGCACCCUGAAGAACCGAGGCUACGCCGCCAGCUGCCGGGUGAAGCGAGUCACCCAGAAGGAGGAGCUGGAGAAGCAGAAGGCCCAGCUGCAGCAGGAGGUGGACAAACUGGCCAACGAGAAUGCUUCCAUGCGCGUUGAGCUGGACGCUCUGAGGUCUAAGUACGAGGCGUUACAGACCUUUGCCAGGACUGUGGCCCGUAGCCCCACUGUUGGGGUCGGGGUCCGGGCUGGAGGGGGAGGAGGAGGCGGAGGGGUAGCGUCAUCAGUCAUUGGCCCGCUCAUACCAGGGAAGGUUGCAACAGCAACAAGCGUGAUAACAAUAGUGAAGUCAAAAACAGAUGCGCGGUCUUGAGGGAGGGAAAAGAUAGAUGGGGGUGUGUCGGGAUGGAGUUCAGCUGCAGCAGAGUAAUUCUUCUUGUCUGCUGGCCGCCUCUCCUCCACCUGCACUGACUUCAAACAGCUGGGCAGUUAUGCUCCUGUCGCCCUUAGCACGUUCCCGUCACCUGUCUCAGAUCAGUGCAGGUGAAGGAGAGGAUGGAAGCAGAGGGAGAUUCUUGAGACUAUAAAGAUGCAAGCCUUUGGUCAGCGCAUGAUCAUUUAGCACAGGACAGAUACACAGGGUUCCUACGGUCACUGAAAGUCUGGAAAAGUCAUUUUUAUUUCAGGCCAGGGAGAAAAAGAAAUCAAAAUAUGGAAUUGCCCAAAAAUCUUUGGAAAAAAAAUCAUGCCUUUUUGUUCAGUUAUCAUUCAAAUCAAUCAAAUGUUCAGUGUCAAGUUUAACUGCUGGUGGAUCUAGAUAUCAGUAAGUGCAUAUUAAUCAUGUCACAUGUUUGCACAUUACAUUUGAAGUGGUUGUUUGGCUGAAACAAGAUGUAGAACAUUAAGCCAACACAUGUAUUACAUAUGUAUAAACAUAUGUAUCGGAAUUGGAAAGAAUAGUAUUGUCACUUAGAUUGACACAAACAGUGCGGGGUCCCUGGUUGCCGUACACUUCUAAAAGAAUACACAAGAUUUCAUGUGACCUGCUGAUUUCAGUGGCUGCAGAGAAGUCCCAUCAUGCUCUGCCUAGCCAAGAACUUUUUUCAGAAAAGUACUAUAGAAAAUAUAUAUUACACAAUGGUGGUAACUGUAUUUCUACUGUUUUGUACUGUGUUGUCAUUCACAUGAGGUCCAAAGUGUAUUCUCUGUGUGUGAAAUGUUAUAUAUCAGGAAUUCUGUGAAAUUCUGUGGCGCGUGUUCGUUUUGGUAUUGCUAUAUUUAGUUAGCUGUAUUUUUUUCUACGGUCUCUUCUCUUUCUAUGUCCGACUCUCGCUUUCUCUUACCUAUUCUUUCUCUGUCCUUCCAUUUUUCAAUUCCAACUGGCUUCCAUUAUUAUACACAGUAUUUCCUGGAUCUAACAGAAAGAGGGGGGUGGGGGGGAAGCCAAUUGAUAUUUACCAAAAAAAACAUGACAAAACAAAAAAACCCCAACAACUUAUCAUAGAGAGAAAUUAGACCGAAUCCUACGUCACUGACCUCAGCUCGGUGCGUGAGAAUUUUUCAGGGAAAUUGUCGUUUGAACACCACAGCUGAAUUAAGAUAAAGUCGUCUUCUGUCUGUUUGAGUUCCUCUCAACAUAUUAUAUAUUUAAGAAAUUUGGAAGGACAAAGUGCCUUCGUCUCCUAACGAUAUGCGUCAAGAGGACGUGAGGAAUUGUGGAGGGACGGUGGAGAUUCAGUGCAGGUGGUUGCUUGUACCUGUGCUUAAUGGGAUACACUGACCAAUCAGGAAUCAGGUUGCGACAGCAUUUAACUCUCGCUGUGCGUUGUUGUACGAGCUGUGUAGUAGCUAUCAGGAUUAUUAAUAACAAUGAUAAUAAUAAUAAUAACAAUAAUAAUAAUAAUAAUAACACCCAUUCAUGUGACCUGGCAGUUCAUCUACUUGCAAACACAAUGAUCUGCAGAACUGAAGCUCAUAUUUAUCUAAAUUUUUUCAUGCUUUUUGAAAAGGAGGAAAGUAUCUGUUUUUUGUGAAUUACUUGGUUCAUACUGGAUAUUUAUUAAUUUGGCUACUGGCUCAGAAAUCUAGGUCAUUAUAUCUACUGCAACUUUUGUUUUGCUUCAAAUCAAAGUGGUUUACGUUGCAUUCCUCUCGCUUUUAACCACAAAGUUCACCCUUGCAAGUGUAGAUGUGAGGACUGACAGCUCAGUCAGAGACAUUUUUAAUGUCAGGUUUUGAGCCUUUUCUCUCAAUUUUCAGUCACACAAAUGGGAUGUCAUUUCACACGAGCUUUACCAUAAAAAUAGUCUAAUGUGGUGUUCUAUACUCAAAGAAUCUUUGUCAAUGUAUGGUAGAGUCUGGAGUUUUAUAAAGACGAUUAUCUUUGCAUUGUUUGUAACGACCUGUACAAAAAGAAAAAAAAAAAAAAAAACAUCUAACAAAAUCUGUUUGAUAUACAGUAUCUCUCUAUUUUGCAAUUGUACCAAAAGUGGCUUAACUACUGAAUAGCUUUGUUUUUUCUCUAGUGACUAGGCACGUGUGUGUAACCGUGAACUAGCGUGUGGUGUGCUGUGUAGGUAUGUGACGAGGUAACUAUAACGUUCACUAUUUCAUGGGUAUGACUUUGAUCCUUGUUUGAUAUCAGGCCGAAGCGGGUGAUGACACCGUGGGUAACUGCACUCCUUCUCUAAUCGUAAAAUCUAUGUCCUCCAGGACCCAUCGUUCAGCUCCAACACUGCAGACGUGUUUUAGCUCGUGUGUUUAUCUGCACUUAUGAUUUUUCUUUUUUUUUGCCAGACCCAUUUCCCAUUUUUUCUGAAUAGGCCUUUGUGGCUUUAUUCUGGUCUUUGCAGUGUUCAAGGCUCGUUUACUGCAGAUGAAUUGGCCAGUGAGAUGAGGAAGUGUUAUGGUUAACCUCACAAGCUUCAGGAUAUUGUGUAUUCAGGUCAUCUGGCAAAGUAACAGAGAUGUGAAACUCAACAAUGGGCCACUCUGGCUGCAUCACCCCUUUUUUUAAUAAGUUAUUUUUGUAAUGUGUGUGAUAAAGAUAUUUUGUUUCUGCUGUGUAUGUUUUAUAUAGUUAUCUAUAUUUAAUGUUGUUCCUGUUUUAUUUGUUUUUUUGAACUGUAAGAGUCAGGAAGUGAAACGGCAUUUGUUUAUUGUAUUUGGUGUUUUACAAAGUGAAAAAUCUAUUCUGUUAUUUAAUGGUUUGUCUGUCAAAGAGUGAGGUUUACCAUUAUGAAGUACACUUGCCUCAAACUGUUUUUUUUUUAAACUAAGGAAAACAUGAUUUUAAAUUGAGUCAUUUAUUGAAAUAGAUGCAAUUUACAGUGAUGAAAACAUUACAUACAUGCAACAACAUGUUUUACCUGAACCACUAUUUUCCACUGUGAAGAUUAAGGGGGUUAGCUAACCUACUGCUGUGCAGUUAUUAACAUUAGUAAGGUGUGUCCUCAUCUGUACCCUACAAUAAUAUAAAACAAAAUUCAAACAAUAAUAUGUGUAAGCAUGUUACUUCUCCAUAUUCUUUACACUGAUAACCAUUUGGAUGUCCAGUCAACUAUGAAACCAGAGAGCUACAAAUGUCAGGAAUGUCAAAUGAAAAUUACAUUAAAAAAAAUCACAUGAAUGAUAUUCAGACACAGCAGCUAAAGGUGUCACACCCAGUAUAUUUAUGAUUGUCUGUUUUGUAAUGAUGUAAUGAAUUGAUAUUAUUUGAUAAGAUAUUGGAUUUUUGUUGACGUUUUGUUUCUCUCUCUCUCUCUCUCACUCUGUUGCUUCCUUACUGAUUUUACAUUUGCUUGUUGAAUGAUGUUAUUCUGUUUUUGACUGGUGAGUCCUGUGUGGUGUGUGUGUGGUCAUGUUGGUGUAAAACAAGAGGGAAGUCAACUCGUGCUAAGAAUAGGUUGUGUCAAGCUGAAGCAAACUACAAAUCUUCCCCGUACUUGUCGACAUAUUAUGAACUGUAUGUGCCACUGUUAAACAAUAUGUUUUCACCUAGUUUGUAUUUUUUUUUUAAUGCUCUCCUUGUUUUAAAAAAGGAUGCAUACUGCGUAAACAUAAAUGUGUCAAGACUGUGGCUGCUGUUAAAUAGAAAUCUCUAAUUAUGCAAACUGUGUAGGGCGAAAUUAGAACUCCUGCUGCACAGGAGCAGUGAUGCUAUCGUAGUCGUCGUGUCAAAUUGUCUCUUUUAUAAUUGCAGGUACAGUGUGAUGUGACAAGGUGAAAGAGCUUAUAUACAGAGUGUUUAGCAAUCUAUAAUUGGUUAUCAAAUGCUAUGUCAGUUUGUCUCUGUUUUUAAAAUUGGCUUUAAGUGUUGUGGCUUACAUUGCUUCUUCCCAGCGUUACUUAAUGUAUUCAAUUAACUGUGAAGACAUGAAGUCAUCAAAUAUUUUUUAUGCAUUUCCAAGAAGAUGCAAAAUAUACUGUAGCUGUCCCGCAAGGCCUCCAGUCGAACUCAAGAAUAUCAUUAUUUUUGUCUUCCAGACUUUGAAUUUCUUGUGGUUGUAGUAUUUCCCCAGUGUUUUGGUCUCUUAUUUACUUACAAAUGAGGUGAAACAUUGCAGACGUUUCACUCAGCCGACACAAUCAGCUGACCAACAGUAACCUUUAGUGAUUAUGAGACAGGGUGGCCUGGUGACUUUUCGUAACAGAGUUUAUGAGCUUUUGAGACACGCUGACCUUAUUUUCCGCUGUCUGUAGAGGGGUCACAUCCUCCUUAUGAAAAGACAUUUCAUCACAAACCCCAAGCAACCUCUCCCAAACCGCAUUCAUAAAUAUUUUACAGAGCAGGAAGGGAAUGGUGGAGACACAUUCGAUAAAAACGCUUUCUCACACCACUUAUCUUUUUCUACAAAGUGUCAGCAAGUUAACUCAGCAGGCUGCCGAGCCCUUCAAAACAUCCGAUUAUUCUAGAAGAUGCAAAUCAUUAACUUCUUAUCUCGCUGCCCGGCCAAUCGCUACAUAGUCAUUCAGAUGUUUUUCUGCCUAGUGAAUCACGCCACCAGACUCUAAAGGCCCUUUCACCCACCUCCAAUGCCGAUCGAUGAGAGUAAAUGAACCAAGGAUUCCUUUGAUCGUUUGUUUGGUGUUCAUCAAUAAUAAUGUUUGUCUUGCCUCCCAAGUUACCUCCUCUGCUGCCCCUGCACUCGUCACUUGCACAACCUCCAACAUGAAAUCCUACCCUGAGUCCAGGAAUCACAUCACAUUAUUUGUUUGUUUUUUGUUUUUUUUAAACUUUUUCUUCUGUUUCCCUCCCUUAUUUUACUCCUGUUAACCUUUUAUUCUUUCUUCAUCACACCACAUGUGUCUACUGGUGAGCUUUCGGCCAGGUUGCUCAUGGGAGCUGGGAUAUUUUUGUGUAUCUAAAAGUAUAUAAUGGUCAGUUUAAAGCUAUAGAAAAGUAGUGAGUUUGUGUGAAUAUGGCGUAGCCUAUUCAGAAAAGCCCUUGUAAUAGCAAAUUCUGUGUUUUGUAAUAUUUCUGUAUGGGGUGUAAUAAAUUAUUAUACAACAGUACUUUCUAUGGGAAAAUACUUAAAAUGUGACAGUCUUUGUAAGUAUUUAUCUUCAACUAAAUUAUUGUACUUUCUUUUUUUUUUUUUUUCAAUUUGUAGAUAUGUAAGUGAUGAUGACAAGGUAUUGGUAAUCAUGAAAUUAACUGUUUCAUCAUCAGUCUGAUGCAUCUUUUAAUUUAUUGAUGUAUAUACUGUAUGUUUGUUGAUAAACAGCUUACUUUAUUUUGUAUAUGACCAAUAAACAUGUUUUAAAAUGGA
Molecule: messenger RNA, 7292 nt
Organism: Thunnus maccoyii (southern bluefin tuna)
Lineage: Eukaryota; Metazoa; Chordata; Actinopteri; Scombriformes; Scombridae
Product: transcription factor MafG-like
Exons: 3
Coding region: 1373-1894 (173 amino acids)
Biological process (GO): regulation of transcription by RNA polymerase II; regulation of epidermal cell differentiation
Cellular component (GO): nucleus
Molecular function (GO): RNA polymerase II cis-regulatory region sequence-specific DNA binding; DNA-binding transcription factor activity, RNA polymerase II-specific
Source: RefSeq, a predicted model, not a curated record